AGUCUGUCUGACCCCAGUGCAGCUGUUACCAAGCGCAGGGUCGGAAUCUAUUCUGUCAAAGUGUCAGCCCUGCGCUUCCUGCUCUCAUUUCUGACGAAAUACUCAGCUAGCUUAGUCGGCUAGCUGGACUGCGCGUCUAACCUGCGUUGGUUUCCCCACCCCAGAGGUGUUUUAUCGUUGGGUUCGUUACUGAUCGGGCGCCGGGAUGGCGUUUUUGGAGAAGCAGUCCCCGGGAAGGGUGCUGUUGGAUGAUACGGUGGCCCUUACAGCGCUGAUCGAGGCCAGCCAAAAUCUAAAUUCUCACACGGAAUACAUCAUCCGAGUACAGAGGGGUGUGACUACAGAAAACAGUUGGCAGGUCAUAAAGCGAUACAGUGACUUUGAUAUGCUGAAUAGCAGUUUGUUGGUCUCUGGCGUCAGCUUACCUCUACCACCUAAGAAGUUGCUAGGUAACAUGGACAGGGAGUUCAUAGCAGAGAGACAGAGAGGACUACAGGUCUACCUAGACUUUAUUACCCAGCAUCACAUCCUAGCCACCUGCCAACUGGUCAAGAAGUUCCUCGACACCAACAACUACUCUGCCAACUACACAGAAAUCGCCUUACAGCAGGUGUCCAUGUUCUUCAGGUCAGAUCCCAAGUGGGAGGUGGUGGAGCCUUUGAAAGACAUCGGCUGGAGGAUACGGAAGAAAUAUUUCUUAAUCAAAAACAAAGAUCAACCCAAGGAACGACAAGUGUUGAGUUGGGUUGAUUUGGGUCCAGAUAAAUUCCUGUCAGACAAAGAUCUUCAGUCGACCAUGAAGCUCCUACCCAGCCAGUCUAAUCCGUACAUCUACCCGGUGACGUUUGCCAGCACCAGUGAGUUGUCUGCUCUGGUCAUCAGGAUGUUUAACGAAAAAGGCACUCUGAGGGAUCACAUAUGUAAGGUGAAGCCCAAAGAGGCCUUUAUGAGGAAGUACUGCAACCCCAGGAAGAUCCAGGGGCUGGAGCUGCAGCAGAUCAGGACUUUCGGACGACAGAUUCUGGAGGUUCUGAAGUUCCUCCAUGACAGGGGCUUUCCAUACGGCCACCUCCAUGCCUCUAACAUAGUGAUAGAAGACAACACAUGUAAAAUACUGGACAUAGAGAACAGCCUACUGGGCCUGCCCUCGUACUACCGGCCAUACAUCACACAGUUCAGGAAAAUCAACACGACAGAGAGUAUAGAUGUAUACUCGUUUGGACACUUACUGUAUGAAAUGACGUACGGAAGACCACCCGAUGCUGUACCUGUCGACCAGUACCCUCCUGUACCUUACACCUCAGUGGUGUCUGUGCUGCAAUCCAUCCUGUCCACAGAGGCCUGUAAGACUGGGAUGCCCACUGUUGCACAACUGAUGCAGACACCGCUGUUCAGCGAUGUGCUGCUGUUUCACUCAGAAAAACUCCAGUUCAAGAUCCCCACCAAAUUAAGAGACGCCUUGAAAACUGCCAAAGAGUGCAUGGAAAAGAGACUCCAGGAACAGCAGAAAAUGAACCAGCAGCACAGGAGGCUGACCAGAGCUCAGUCCCACCACGGCUCAGAGGAGGAGAAGAGGAGGAGAAAGAUACUGGCUAGAAAGAAGUCCAGACAGUCGGCCUAUGAGAACGAGGAGGAUCUCUCUGUGAAGUACAACAACAACUCUGGUUCAGGAGCCAGCUCCCCCCCCACCUCUCCCUCGUCCCCCACCCCUCCUCACACUAAAGGAGUUGCACCACCGCCACCACCACCUCCUCCUCCUCCAAGUGCUAAUCCUGGCCAGUCCCACGCCCCUCCACAUCCUCCUCCCCUUGGGUCAGGUCCUCCUCCUGCUAACGGUGUGGGGCGUGGUGCCCUCCUCAGCUCCAUCACGUCAUUCAGUAUAGGCAAACUGAAGAAAGCAGUGACCGUCGACCCCAACAUCCAACACUCUGAAGAGUAUCGCUCAUCCUUCUCAUCCUGACCCUGUGGUUCGAGCCACCCCUAAAGGUUACCUGUCAUCCUCCCCCUGUGGUUCGAGCCACCCCUAAAGGUUACCUGCCAUCCUGACCCUGUGGUUCGAGCCACCCCUAAAGGUUACCUGUCAUCCUCCCCCUGUGGUUCGAGCCACCCCUAAAGGUUACCUGUCAUCCUCCCCCUGUGGUCCCAGCCACCCCUAAAGGUUACCUGUCAUCCUCCCCCUGUGGUUCGAGCCACCCCUAAAGGUUACCUGUCGUCCUGCUCAUUCACUUUUUUGCUCCUUUCGUUUUUUUGCUUCUAAAUUUCGUUCCCGUCCGAUGAGUUAACCCCCAGCCCCGCCCCUUUAAGGUUUGAGGUAGGGGACGGGGCAUCAACUCCUGUCCAAUAGAGCCGCCUGGUUGGUUCUCCCUUUAGCACAAAAAUGACUGGUCAGUGGACUCUACAGGUGGUUUAAAGGGGGAUUUAAAGAUGAGGUGGCAUCAGCCAAGUCUGGUGUCUAUCUGGUGGACUGCAGUGAAUGACUGAUGAUUUCAGUGGAGCGUGUUUCUUUUUAUUUACCAACCCUUAUUUGUCAAUACAGCGAAAUGACCUGAAUGGAACGUACAAGCAACUGUGAGGGAAGUGAUUCAGAAAGCAAGCACAUGAACCACACGUGUUUCAGAGGGACUGGGACUCUGACCUGACAUCCACCAACCAACAGCGACUAUGAAAGAACUGUCAGUUUCGACCACAGUGAGACGACAAAAUGAAAGAACUGUCAGUCUGUAUUAUGUGUAUUGAAUUUGGACAGUUGUGUACUUCAAUGUUUAUCGUAUCUGUAUUCUUGAUUUUUUUCCUCUUCGCUUUUUGUUGUCUUGGAAUGAAUGGAAGGAGAUGUGAUGCUGUUGGACUGUCUGUGUUGCUUACGUCUAUGUGCCACAUUCAUCUCUGUGCCUGCGUCAAUACCUGGUCUGCUUCCCAAAUGGCAUCCUGUUUCCUUUAUAGUGCACUACUUAGUAGUAGUGCGCUAUAUAGGGAAUAGGGUGCCAUUUCAAACGCACACAUAGAUUCAAAAAUCAUGGAUGCUGCAAGGAUUAAAACCUCCCAGAUUACCCAUGGCCGCUUGUUUAGUAAAUGAGGACCACCAGAAAUCUGUCAUCAUUCAGUAUGCAAAAUAAUUAACCCAAAUGAUAUGACAUACUGUACUUACUGGUAUUAAAUCAGUAACAAGUUAAGAUUCAAAUACCUUUUAAAAGAUUGUUUUGCCUUUUCCUCUCCAAAAUAGCAGUGUAAAGUUGUUGAAGAAUUGACCAUUUCUCUGCUGCACUUUACCGAUAGGGAGGGGUUUUCUCAAUGAUCCAGGAUUGACACACAACUGUGAGCAGUUUACUGGGAGAAUGUAUCUGAAUGGAUUCUGGUGUUUACAAUAAAUAAUCCUAAUCCUGAAAUGAGUUAAUUUUGCUAAUCUGUUUGUUAAACUGUUAUUGAUCAUCACAAUCUGACGUUGACCAUCAUGUACCUCUGCUACAUUCAACCACUGUCAGAGGCACUGAAGGGACACCCUCAUUCUGUCUGAAAAGCAAAGUUACAAUCUGCAGAACUGUCUGAAAUGCUUUGUCUUGUCAACAUUUACAAGAUUAACCUGUUCUGAAGAUUGAUACAUUCAGGACAAUUACUAAUUGGCUGCGUUUACACAGGCCACCCAAUUCUGAUCUUUUGCCAAUAAUUUGUAUUUUGACCAAUCAGAUCAGAUCCUUUGCCAAUAAUUGGGCAAAAAAAUAAGAACUGUGCUGCCUGUGUAAACGCAGCCAUCGAGUUUUAAUAAUAUAUCUUACUUAUUGUUACCAGCUCUUUACAUCACCAACAGUGGUGAGCACUUGUAUGUAACAAUACCCAGAAUACAUUUCCCCUCCAUUAUGUCAUUUUAUCCAAUUCCACCUCUCUCGCUCUGUUUGUCCAGUUCAGGGUCUGAGUGAGGCUUCAGUAUGACAUUAAUUCUGUGUUCAUUUGGCAGCCGUUUCUCCAAUCCAUCAUCGCUGGCUGCCAACCUUUCUGAUUUGCACUGCUGAAUAUGGAGUUUUCAAGUAAAUACUAUACCGCCUUUUGGCAGUAUGGAGUAACAACAUGUUGACAGGAAAACAAAAGUAUUUUAUGAUUGAAGAUGACUGCACUUUAAGAUGAAGUUACUAAUAUUUUCCAAACUCUUUUUGAGUUUGGGUGGGGGGGGUUGUAUGAAACAUAUUUUGUCCGUCUGCUGCAUUAAAACAUUAAAAAUCCAUAACUGUUUGGGGUUUGUAUGUUUGACCCUGCACAGCUGUGUCUUAAAAACAAUCCAAUGUUAUCUACAUUGCCGUAUUAUACUUAUUUUAUUAAAAUCAUGGACUGAAA
Molecule: messenger RNA, 4323 nt
Organism: Coregonus clupeaformis (lake whitefish)
Lineage: Eukaryota; Metazoa; Chordata; Actinopteri; Salmoniformes; Salmonidae
Gene: pxk
Product: PX domain containing serine/threonine kinase
Exons: 17
Coding region: 206-1960 (584 amino acids)
Biological process (GO): protein phosphorylation; early endosome to late endosome transport; endosome to lysosome transport
Cellular component (GO): late endosome; extrinsic component of endosome membrane; early endosome
Molecular function (GO): phosphatidylinositol binding; ATP binding; protein kinase activity
Source: RefSeq, a predicted model, not a curated record